Molecule: messenger RNA, 1968 nt
Organism: Prosopis cineraria
Lineage: Eukaryota; Viridiplantae; Streptophyta; Magnoliopsida; Fabales; Fabaceae
Exons: 16
Coding region: 218-1678 (486 amino acids)
Biological process (GO): rRNA processing
Cellular component (GO): nucleus
Molecular function (GO): protein binding
Source: RefSeq, a predicted model, not a curated record
UUGUGGGGUUUACUGCAUUUGUAUUAUUGGCUUCGUCCUGCGCAUAGCUUCUUGGUCCUAAGCUUCCCUUCUUCUCUGUGAAUCCUAGUUAACGCGACAAGGUUGGAUCCUUUGAUUCGGAAAACUGUGCUGCAGCAGUGUCGUCCGGGCAUCGGUACAAGAAUAACAAACACGUGCUGCCACUUUGAUUUUCUCCAGCUACGCCUUAAGAAGCACCAUGAUUUCGGCCAUUUCUUGGGUCCCCAAGGGGGCUUUAAAGUCCCAACCCGUUAUGGCCGACCCUCCUUCAAAGGAGGAAAUGGAGGAAUUAAUUAACAGCGUUAACAUGGAGAGAAGUGGAGACAGUGAGAACGAAGAUAAUGAUGAAGAUAUGGAUGUUGGUCCUAACGAACAGGAUGAUGAAGUUAAACAAGCAUUAUCUGUAGCAGAUAUGCUUGGAAAGACAUCAGAAGUAAAAUUUGAUGAUAUAACUCUUGGUUUAAGGGAGCUUGACAUGGAAAAUUAUGAUGAAGAGGAUGAAGGAGUUGAGCUGUUUAGUUCAGGGAUUGGUGAUCUUUAUUAUCCAAGUAAUGAAUUGGACCCAUAUCUCAGAGAUCAAAAUGAUGAUGAGUCAGAAGAUUUGGAAGACAUGACAAUUAAUCCAACAGACUCUGUAAUUGUUUGUGCAAAUAAUGAGGAUGAUGUCAAUCGUCUUGAGGUUUGGAUACUUGAGGACUCUAGUUCUAAUGAGAUAAACAUGUAUGUUCGCAAUGAGAUCAUGAUUUCAGCAUUUCCGCUCUGCACAGCUUGGUCAGAUUUCCACCUUAAAGGGGAAGAAAGAGGGAGCUUCAUAGCUGUUGGCUCAAUGGAAACUUCAAUAGAAAUUUGGGACCUUGAUGUUGUUGAUGAUAUAGAGCCAUGCACGGUUUUAGGUGGCAUGAAAAAGAGAAAAGGGAAGAAGAAGAAACCCAACAAAUACAAGGAUGGCAGUCACACUGACUCCGUGCUUUCUCUUGCUUGGAACACUGAGUACAAGAAUGUACUUGCAAGUGCUAGUGCUGACAAUCAGGUGAAGAUUUGGGAUGUGGAUGCUGGGAAGUGUGAAAUUACGAUGGAGCAUCACUCAGACAAGGUUCAAGCAGUUGCUUGGAAUCAUCAUGCUCCACGAGUUCUUCUUAGUGGGUCUUUUGAUCGUACUGUUGUCAUGAAGGACGGAAGGAUUCCAACACAUUCUGGAUUUAAGUGGUCAGUUCCAGCUGAUGUAGAGAGCGUGGCUUGGGAUCCACAUGCUGAGCACUCAUUUGUGGUGAGUCUGGAAGAUGGUAUUGUCAAGGGUUUUGAUGUUCGUGCUGCCCAGUCCAAUUCAACAUCUGAACCAACGUCUGUUUUUACUCUUCAUGCACAUGAUAAAGCUGCCACCUCAGUAUCCUAUAAUCUGUUGGCAGCUAAUCUUCUUGCGACUGCAUCCACAGAUAAAUCGGUUAAACUUUGGGAUUUGUCAAACCAACCAUCUUGCAUAGCAUCUCAUAAUCCUAAAGCAGGAGCUAUUUUCUCUAUUUCUUUCUCAAAGGACAAUCCAUUCUUGUUGGCUAUAGGAGGGUCCAAGGGAAAAUUGCAGGUCUGGGACGCCUUAUUAGCUUCGGGCGUCUCUCAAAGGUUUGGAACCUCUGGCAAGAAUAAACCUCGAACUGGGUCUUGAUACUGAUCAUGGACGAGUUGGCCAAUCAUCUUCCUCUAUUUUUUGCCUUUUUGCAACGAGUGUUGUGUUGCCUGUACAAAAAAGUUUUAAAACUUGAUGUGAAUGACAUCAUUCGGUUGCAGUAUCUAUCUCCUGUUGGGGGAUUUUCUUUUUCAAUUUUUUUAUUCUUCUUUAUGAUGUCUUCUAUAAUAUUAUUUAGGAGUGGCUGUUGGGUUGACUGUUAGAAGUCUCUUCACUAUUGUAUUUUGUAUUUUGACAGGUUCUUAUUGAGGCGAUUCUCAUUUUUUUUU